ACUGCACUGCUCCCUUGGUCCUCCAACAAGAAAGGAACAUAGACCAACACAAGGAGGAUAGACCUCGAUCCGCACACCUCACGCCUGAAGGCCAGAUCUGGCCUUCUUCUUCCUCUCGCCCAAGGACAAGGAUUGCCUAACAUCAAACAACAAGAACCAAAGAAAACACAGCAAGAGCAUCGUCGCUCUCUUAAGCAAAACAACGCGCACCACGCACGCCGGCCACUUGCACAGCACGCACGCACGUAGCAGGACGGACGCGCGCAUCGGUCGGUGCAUGGGGCUCCUGGACCAGCUAUGGGACGACACGGUGGCCGGGCCGCGCCCGGACUCCGGCCUCGGCAAGCUCCGCAAGUACGCCUCCUUCUCCCCCUCGUCGUCAUCCGCGGCCGCCGUGCCGCCGUCGCCGACCGCAGAGGGAGCGGCGGCGGCGGGCUCCGGCUCCGGCUCCGGCUCCGCGACGCCCGCCGUGACGCGGAGCAUCACCAUGCUGCGGCCCGCGGCGCUGUCCGUCAUCACCUCGCCGCGCAGCGAGUCCAGCUCCGCGCCGUCGUCGCCGUCGCCGGCCAGCGGCGGCGCUCCGGACUCGCCCUUCGGCGCAGCGACGACGCCCAAGGGAGAGGGCUGGAAGAAGCUGCGCCGGAAAGGCAGGAUGGCCAACGGCGGCGACGCCCCCGGCACGCCGAGGAGCCCCACCGUCUACGACUGGUGAGUACUUCGGUGGUGAUCAGUUCGCUGGACCGCUGAAGCGGCCGGGCCCAAGGCCAACCUGCCCAAGAUGAGAACUCCGACAGCCACAAGGAGACCAUCAACAGCUAGCGAACUGCAACGAGGAUCAGAACAGAGGGACCUCUUUUCAGAGCUUCUGGUGACGGUUCUGUUAUAGUGUAUACGUUAAUUAACGGUGUAUAUAUGUCAUCUUCCUGUAAAUCUCCGUGUGAGUGAGCUGCUGGCCUGCUGCUGAUUUUGUAAGCUAAAGCUACUACUACUCCGUACUACGCUGGGCAUCAGCUCGUGCAUGUCACCGUACUCGUGUACAUGUCGUGAAGGGGGAGGCGGGCAACACAACACAAGCAGCAACAGUAGUGUUGAAGAGAGUACUGAUACUCCUACUCCGUAGUACUUAUGUGGCUAUGUACACUAAUCCUGUUGGCUGUUGCUGUACGAGUGACUAGACGCAGCCUCCCCUGCUUCCUAGUAGUCUGUAGCACAGGGUACUCCUCCGUAUGGUUUCUGCUGCUGUGUAUAAUGUAAAAUGUAUAAUAAUCCUACUACGCGCGCAACAAUAAUGCGUGGUUUUGGCAACA
Sorghum bicolor (sorghum) is the source of this 1307-nucleotide messenger RNA. RefSeq names its product dormancy-associated protein homolog 3. NCBI's taxonomy places the organism in Eukaryota, Viridiplantae, Streptophyta, Magnoliopsida, Poales, Poaceae. The coding region runs from base 278 to 712 and encodes 144 amino acids. The record is from RefSeq and is a predicted model, not a curated record. The transcript is spliced from 3 exons.